This is a messenger RNA of Oncorhynchus keta (chum salmon), 3790 nucleotides long. Its product is annotated as calcium/calmodulin-dependent protein kinase type II subunit beta-like. The transcript is spliced from 23 exons. Lineage: Eukaryota; Metazoa; Chordata; Actinopteri; Salmoniformes; Salmonidae. Gene Ontology annotation, cellular component: neuron projection; cytoplasm. The record is from RefSeq and is a predicted model, not a curated record. Bases 251 to 2221 code for a protein of 656 amino acids. Gene Ontology annotation, molecular function: calcium/calmodulin-dependent protein kinase activity; ATP binding; calmodulin binding. Gene Ontology annotation, biological process: protein phosphorylation.
ACUGGGUGAGGAACGAUAGAGUACAGUAAGUAGAUAGAUAGUGGGAUAGACGAGGUAAAGCAAGCCAACUUGGUCGCUCGCCUUGCCUGCAUUCCUUCUCAACCCGAAACCUAUCCGCUGCGCUUCAAGUCUAUGUUUGAAUCGCCGCAGCUCAGAAAGAACAAGCACAUUUUGAGAUAAAGUGUAUAUCGCGUAGGAGGAUCCUAUCAAACGAAGGAGUAACCGUGAGAGAAGCACGAGAUACGGAGACAUGGCUGCGACAACCUGUACACGUUUCACGGACGAUUUUCAGCUAUACGAAGAGCUGGGAAAGGGAGCGUUUUCAGUGGUGCGCAGAUGUGUCAAGCUGUGUAGUGGACAGGAAUAUGCCGCCAAAAUAAUCAACACCAAAAAGCUAUCUGCAAGAGACCACCAGAAAUUAGAGAGAGAGGCCCGUAUCUGUCGCCUGCUCAAGCACUCCAACAUCGUCCGUCUACAUGACAGUAUAUCAGAGGAAGGAUUCCACUACCUCCUGUUUGACUUGGUGACUGGAGGGGAGUUGUUUGAGGACAUCGUAGCCAGAGAGUACUACAGUGAGGCUGACGCCAGUCAUUGCAUCCAGCAGAUCGUGGAGGCGGUGCUACACUGCCAUCAAAUGGGCGUGGUGCAUCGAGAUCUAAAGCCAGAGAAUCUACUCCUAGCCAGCAAAUGCAAGAAUGCUGCCGUCAAGUUGGCCGACUUUGGCCUGGCCAUCGAGGUACAAGGAGAUCAGCAAGCCUGGUUUGGAUUUGCUGGUACACCGGGAUACCUGUCCCCUGAGGUGCUGAGGAAGGAGGCAUAUGGCAAACCUGUGGACAUCUGGGCCUGCGGGGUGAUUCUGUAUAUCCUGCUAGUGGGCUACCCUCCCUUCUGGGAUGAGGACCAGCACAAACUGUACCAACAGAUCAAAGCUGGGGCCUACGAUUUUCCCUCUCCAGAGUGGGACACAGUCACUCCAGAGGCUAAGAACCUGAUUAACCAGAUGUUGACCAUCAACCCUGCCAAGAGGAUCACCGCCCAGGAGGCUCUCAAACACCCAUGGGUCUGCCAACGUUCUACAGUGGCGUCCAUGAUGCACAGACAGGAGACAGUGGAGUGCCUGAAGAAGUUCAACGCCCGGAGGAAACUCAAGGGGGCCGUUCUCACUGCUAUGCUGGUUUCCCGUAACUUCUCAGUGGGCGCUCGUUCCGCCACCGCUCCAAUCAGUGUCAGUGCAGCAGCAGCAGCAGCAGCAGCAGCAGCAGGCACCACCGGUGGGCUGGUGGAACAAGCAGCCAAGAGUUUGCUCAACAAGAAGGCAGAUGUCAAGCCCCAGACACCACAGACAAACAGCACCAAAAACAGCAUAGUCACCAGCCCCAAAGGAAACGUCCCUACUCCUGUUCUGGAGGCUCAGACCACUGUUAUCCAUAAUCCAAUGGAUGGAACUAAGGAAUCAACUGACAGCAGUACCACUGUGGAGGAUGAGGAUGUGAAAGCCACUAAGCUGCCAGACCUGUUUGGCGUUGUACGCAGGGCGUCAGGGCCCAUGUCUGACAGGGAGGGGGGCACCAGCACACCCCCUCCAGCUGCCCCCUCCACCGCCUCCCCACCCAUGGCACACACCCCCAUGCAGUUAUCCCGUCUCUCAGACCUAGUGAGCAAUGUUCGCCGUUCGUCCGCCCCAUCCUCAGCCCCCACUCCACCUGCGCCCGCCGGGGCGGAGGUGGUACCAGCUCCCAGGCCCACCCCCCACCCAUCACACCCCACCUCCCCUCCUCCCCCCAUGUCCCUCUCCAGCCUCACCCUCACCUCUCAGACACGUAAACAAGAGAUCAUUAAGAUCACUGAACAGCUAAUCCAGGCUGUCAACAAUGGAGACUUUGAGGCAUACGCUAAGAUCUGUGAUCCUGGUCUAACCUCCUUUGAGCCCGAGGCCCUGGGAAACCUGGUGGAGGGAAUGGACUUCCACAGAUUCUAUUUUGAGAACCUUCUGUCUAAGAACAGUAAACCUAUCCACACCACCAUCCUCAACCCCCACGUCCACCUGAUUGGAGAGGACGCUGCCUGCAUCGCCUACAUCCGACUCACCCAAUUUGUCGACGGCCUGGGCCAUCCACGCUCCAGCCAAUCAGAGGAGACUAGGGUGUGGCACCGCCGGGACUCCAAGUGGCAGAACAUCCACUUCCACUGUUCGGGCGCUCCCGCUGCGCCUCUCCAGUGAUGUACGUGAGGAGGAGAAUGCCAAAGCCAUGUCUGACAAGAGUGCUCUGCUGGAGAGAGAGAGAGGGAGUGAGGGAGGGAGGCGGAGAACAUGUCCAGUGCUGGGUGGCUGUAAUCCUGCAGCACCAGACCUCUCGCACACCGGAUACCCAGCAUGCAUCUCUUCUCUACAACGACCGCCCCCUUGUCUGUCGCCGUCUGCCACUGACAACACCAUCUCAACAACCAACCAACCAACAACAGCAACCCACUGUACCCACUGACAACACCAUCUCAAUAACCAACCAACAACCCCAACCCACUGUACCCACUGACAACACCAUCUCAAUAACCAACCAACAACCCCAACCCACUGUACCCACUGACAACACCAUCUCAACAACCAACCAACCAACAACCCCAACCCACUGUACCCACUGACAACACCAUCUCAACAACCAACCAACCAACAACCCCAACCCACUGUACCCACUGACAACACCAUCUCAACAACCAACCAACAACAGCAACCCACUGUACCCACUGACAACACCAUCUCAACAACCAACCAACAACCCCAACCCACUGUACCCACUGACAACACCAUCUCAAUAACCAACCAACAACCCCAACCCACUGUACCCACUGACAACACCAUCUCAAUAACCAACCAACCAACAACCCCAACCCACUGUACCCACUGACAACACCAUCUCAACAACCAACCAACAACCCCAACCCACUGUACCCACUGACAACACCAUCUCAACAACCAACCAACAACCCCAACCCACUGUACCCACUGACAACACCAUCUCAAUAACCAACCAACCAACAACCCCAACCCACUGUACCCACUGACAACACCAUCUCAACAACCAACAACCCCAACCCACUGUACCCACUGACAACACCAUCUCAAUAACCAACCAACAACCCCAACCCACUGUACCCACUGACAACACCAUCUCAAUAACCAACCAACAACCCCAACCCACUGUACCCACUGACAACACCAUCUCAAUAACCAACCAACCAACAACAGCAACCCACUGUACCCACUGACAACACCAUCUCAACAACCAACCAACCAACAACAGCAACCCACUGUACCCACUGACAACACCAUCUCAAUAACCAACCAACAACCCCAACCCACUGUACCCACUGACAACACCAUCUCAACAACCAACCAACCAACAACCCCAACCCACUGUACCCACUGACAACACCAUCUCAAUAAUCAACCAACCAACAACCCCAACCCACUGUACCCACUGACAACACCAUCUCAAUAACCAACCAACAACCCCAACCCACUGUACCCACUGACAACACCAUCUCAAUAACCAACCAACCAACAACCCCAACCCACUGUACCCACUGACAACACCAUCUCAACAACCAACCAACAACCCCAACCCACUGUACCCACUGACAACACCAUCUCAAUAACCAACCAACAACCCCAACCCACUGUACCCACUGACAACACCAUCUCAAUAACCAACCAACAACCCCAACCCACUGUACCCACUGACAACACCAUCUCAAUAACCAACCAACCAACAACAGCAACCCACUGUACCCA